CAAUUUUCAUUAAGAGCUAAGCAAGAAAAAUUAAAGCAGAAAAACGAGAGCAAAACGAGUGAAGAAAAAGUUGCCGCAGCAUACAAAGUAAAGCAAAAAAAUAAAAAUAAAACGCGUUUACAUACAGUCUAUUAGCGGGCCUGCUGUUCGCCUCCUUCUUCUCUUUUACGCUGAGUCCAGCACAUUUUGCACGUCAAAAUAGGCUCCGGACAGAGUCACAGCCUCUGCUAUGGCGGCACCAUGGGCCACGGCUACUUUCGAACGUCACAAACGUCGACUUCGUCAAGGCAACGGGACAAGCGUGGAAAGGACAGCUAUAGCUACCAACAUAACUACGUGGAUCGAGUGCGUCUGGAGGAUACGAACGGUAACCUUUACCAGCAGCAGCAGCAGCAACAACAGCAGCAGCAGCAUCAUCACGCCUCGCACCACCCAAAAACCACCCACGAUCCGCGCUGUCCACAAUUGAGAGCCGCCGGCUGGCGACACACGCACAAAUCAGUCUCGCAUCUAGAUUUGGCCACCAGCUGUCACAGUGCAGCUGGCGCUGGCAUAGAUCACAGGCAUAGGCAACUGCACCACCAUCAGACCCAUCAUCAUCAACAUCACCAUCAGCAUCUGCCACCGGCGCCACCUUUGACACCGCACGCACAACCGCAUUGGACGCAGUGUCGCGUGGGCAUCGCAGCCGCCUCUGCUGCUGGCCAUGGGCAGUUGAGAAACGCACGCUCCUUGGACUACACACAGUUGGAGCGGGAGGAGAACGCUUUGGACAUUGCCGAGUUCUAUUGGCAUUUCGAUGCGGAAGCGCCACACGAACAAGUCGACAACUAUGCGGUAAUUGAAUUGCUUUCAGUUAAUGACAGCUUUGUACCAGCCGAGUCGCCGUCUCCACCCCCAGCACCCUCACCCACAACCCCGCUGACAACAGUAUCCACAACAGCAGCAACUGACACAACAACAGCAACAGCAACAACAUCAACUACUUCAACAGCAGCAGCAGCAACUGUUGGAGCGACAACCACAGUGACCGCAACGUAUUUGGACUUUGGCAGCGAAUCGUGCAGCUUGAGAAGAUCGCGCAGCUUGGCCGUGAUACGUGAGGAGACGUUUAGCGAUCUGCAAAUUGGUUCCGCCAACAGCAGUCGACGACGAUCGCAGCUAAUACCGCGUGCCCGGCUUGUUAAUCGCGGUUUUUUCCGCGAAUCGCCACGACUGCACAACAAACAACAGCAGCUACAACAACAUCAGCAGCCGAGUGAGCAGCCAGACGCCGACGCACAGAGUCACAGCAGCGGCGCAACCACUUGCGAUUCACAUCAGCAGCAACAGUUGUUGAAGCAGCAACAGCAAAAGCAGCGACAGCGACAACAGCAGCAGCAACAGCGCGGCGAGGCACGCGACUUUGAUGUCUACUACGAUAAUUUGAAACGCUUGGACGCCUUGGCAUUGGGUCUCAGCGAGCAGCUGCAUCCGUGGCACAACGACAAGAGCGAUCUCGAGAGUCUCAAUUCGGACUAUUUCAAGAAUUCCCUACAUCAGAAUCACGCCGAUCAACUGCAGCCGUCUUCUCUUGAAUUUGAAGCCCUUGAGCAGGCUGUAACCUUGCUCAGCGAACGACCGCGCAUUUAUCAAUCGCGUCGCCAGCAACAGCAGCAGCAUCGCUUGCAUCAUCAUUGCCACCAGCGGCACAUUGAUUUAGGUGGCGAAUCCUGCCCCGAGCACAGUCAGAGUAGCGUCUUUCCAGAGACUACGACCAGCAACAGCAACUCAGACGAUCAGACAGACAGUCCCUCGUUAUCCGAGCAGGAAUACGAUCUAACACACAUUGAACAGAUCUUUCAGCAAGGCGAAAGUGGCGAGGUUGAGGAAUGCUACGAACUGAUUAGUCUGACAACUACAACACGCACACGCUUCGAGAGCAGCGAGGAGGAAGGCAACGAGCGGGAGUUGCAGCAACAACAGCAAGAGGAGGAGGAAGAGGAACAGAGCUUGACCACGCCCACAGACACAACAGCAGCCAGCGAUAGUGAUGGCACAUUGAAGCGUGGACACAGUGAACAGCUGGACAAACUCAUUGCCUACGACUCGGUUUAUUUGUCCUCCGAGGACAGUUCCGAGUGCACGUUGAUUGGCGAGAGUUGCGAGUCCUUUGAACAGCGCACAAGUCUCAGCACCGAGUGUGAAGAGGGACGCAGCUUGCUACACAUUUCCAUUGAGGACACGGUCUACGAACCGCAGCCCAAGCAGCAUAAAAAGCAAGAGCAAGAGGAGCAGCAAGCGAAACCGCAGAUAGAAACUCAAAUCUUUACACAGAUACUAAAGAUUGAACAGCCGGCGACCAUUACAUCGAGCACGGCGAGCAAACCUCGGAUAUUGAGUGUGGUCGAAAAGCGCAAGCAGCUGGAACUAAAGCAGCAGCCAGUUGCAACUGCAGUUCCGCCGGAACUGAAGCGCCAGGCCACCGAUACGUUUGUGGUUACGUCGACGCACAAAUCGAAUCUGGUUGAGAAUCAGUAUCAUAGUUUGCCGGAUGUGAACAUUGGCGUUAGCCUGAAAGUUUGCGAGAGCAUCGACAAGGAGCUGCGGACAUCGUAUAAUCUGCAGCGGCAACAACAACGCAAAGAAUCGAAGCGACAGAAAGCAACGACCGAGCAUAGCCAAAAUCAGGUGGUGACCCGAGCGGAGACUUACGAUUCGAUACGACGCUUUGGGCGGGCUCAUCAGAAGGCCAGGCAAAUUGAGUACGAGCACGAGGAGCGCGAAAGGCAGCGCGAGAAGGAAGCGUCCACUCAGGAGGCGGAAAAGGAAACGACGACAAAACCAGCAAAGGAAGCUAACAAGGUCGAAGUCAAGCAAGCGAUAUUCCCCGCACCCAUUGAAGUGGAAGUGCGAGUUGAACAGGAGAAGGAGGAAGAGGACGAGGAGGAGUUGCCUUUGCCACCACCACCUCCACCUUUAACAGAGGCAGAGGACAACGACGACGACAACCACGAUAAGGAUAAUCUGUCGGUGUCAAUUUCGUUGGCCGAACAGCCUAAGGAAGCGCCCCACAUUGAGGUGGCGAACUUUAGCAAGCUAAUCGAGCGACGCGCCCAAGAGAUAAGACAACGCAAGGAGCAAACCGAACAGCAGCAGCAGUCGCAACAGCAGCAGCAAUCCUUUCGCAUUAUUGUCACCGACGCACAGAACAAUAUUAUUGCAACCGAGGCUAUUCAGGAGGAAACCAAGCCAAGUGUUAACUGCACUCCUCAACCUCCCGCAGUUGCAUCAACUCAUUCGCAUUCCCAACGCUCGUUGCGUCGCUCGAGCAGCACCGCAAGUGGCAAACCACCCGAACGUCGUGUGCUAAGUGCUGGCGCACCAAUCUACAAGGCACGACCCAUCAAGGUGUUGGCCACGUCCGAAAAGAUGUCACGUCCCCAGAUUCUGCAUGUCGUCGACAGCAGCAGCAGCAGCAGCAAUGGCCACGACCCAACUGCCAACGGCAGCCUUAGGCGUCGCAGCAGCGCUCGCAGCAUUGCGAGCACUGUGAGCAACGCCGGGGGCGAGGUGGCCAUUGAGUACCUACAAAAAGUGGAUGCCGUCAAAUGCUAUUGGAACAAACUUGCGGCGGGCAGCGAGCCAAGUGAACCGAGUAAGCCGCAAACAAAUGAAGACUCAGCUGCAAGGUUGCAUUUUCAGUUGGGUGACCGCGUCACUGAAAAGUCAACAGCAACUGCAACAAACUCGUCGGCAGAUUAUUGCAGCAUCAUGCCACCGUCCAUAGAGAUUGUAGAGCUCGGCGAUGGCGCACAGAAGGCUACAAUUGUGAGUGCUGCACCGGACGGUGAUGAUGAUGACGAUGAGGAUGCAGCGCAAUUUGAUCACAUACGCUACAAGGUGCUCAAGUCACAGCAGCUGAUCCGAAGCAACAUUCUCACAGCACGCAACAAGAAGGAAGCACAAUUCGAUGGUCUCAUACAGUAUCUGCAGGACUACAGUUUCCAGGAGCUGCUGAGCAACAACAAUGUGGUCAUCGUGGAGCCAGUGCGCACCAAGAUUGAGCGACCACUCACAGUGGGAGGCACAACUUCAGGUCCAACUGCCAAACCUCCGAAGUUGGUCAAACAACAAACGACGUCAGCGAAGAAGCCGCGACAGCGACAAAUUGGCGGCGCCGCAGCCAAACGGCAUUUCUUUUAUCAACCCGUGCGGGUGAAUCGCGAGCUCUACGAGGAUGAGCUGCCCGAUCCGGAUACGGUGCGCAAUGUGCGUCGCUUCUUCGAGCAGCAUGUGCUGCCCACUCCGGGUCAAGGCAUCCUGGUGCAAUCGCAGCAAAAGUUUGGCGGCUCCGCCUGCCAGCUGAGUCCGAAAACCCGAAGAGCACGCGGCUAUCGAUUUCUCACAAUCGAUACGAGCUACGGCGCUGGUGGGGAGGAGCAACCCAAGGGCAUGGAACUGCUCGAAGAACACAAGGUAAAACAGCACUGGGACAAUGCGAGUCUAUCAAGUGGCAUCUCCAGCGGAGAUUUAUCCUCGCCCUGCGGCGAAUGUCACCUACGAGAACCGGAAGCCAUGGCCAAGGAGACGCCAAUGAUGGCCUGCAAGGGUGUCCAUGUGCUGGACGUCGUAAGGCGACACAAUAGCAAUGCGGCCAAUGCCAAGGCGAGGGCUGGCAAGUUGGCCAGUCGACGCACCUGGUGUGUGGGCGGAGGCGGUGGCGGUGGAGCUGCUGGCGAUAGUCGCUAUCGUCAGAUUUACGAGCAGGCGAAACUCGAAGCGGAAGCUAAGGAGGAAGAGGAGGAACAGCGGGAAGAUAAUCAACACAAUGGCGAUGGUGAUGAUGAUGAUGGCGAGGAGUAUGACGAUGAUGUGGAAACGGACAUGUGCGAGUCCUAUUAUGUGAGCAAUGAUGUGCUGGCCAAAAUACGCGAAUGCGGCUCCACGGUCACCUACUAUGGCGGACGAGUCCUAGAGCGAGGACUGCCAACAGCAGCAACAGCAACUGGAGCUGGAGGACACUUGAAUCCUCAGCUGUUGAAUGGAUGUGGAGAGAAUGCUGCUGCCACACGCACACGCUCACGAGUGCGUCAAAUUGAGGCAUGCAACGAGUGCAUUGAACAGCAGCAGCAUCAGGAUCAGCAACAGGACUCUUAUCAAGGUAUUAAAUUCAAAUUGGUCAAAUCGAACAGCUGCAGCAGUCGCUUGGAGUUGGCGGGCACCGAAGAGGAGGCAAAUACAAUUGAGGAUGAUAACACUGAGGUGGUGCGGAAGAUGGUUCAUCACUUUGAGUGCAAUCGGCCAACGAUGAUGGCCGAUGGCCAGGCGAAUGUGACCAUCAACAGUCAAAGCACUGCGAGCAAAAAGGAAAUACUGGAGGGGACAACGUCAGUCCGACGACAAGUGACAGUAAAUAAUCACAUAAACAUGACGCCGCAGGAGUGUGAGCGGUUGCCUAAUGGGCUGGAUAAGCAGACGCAGUUAGAAAGAGAUGAAGAGGCAACAACAGCAACAUAUCAGAGUCAGGCCAUGAACAUACGCCUAGAUUUAAGUGCGGGGCGUGGCAGUGAUAAGCCCAACAAUAACAGCAAAGUAUGUCGCAAUCGAAAUGUGGAUUUAGCCUAUACGCUGGCAAAGCCAUCACGACAGCAGCAGCAGCAGCAGCCAGUCAUUGGCAAUCCAGGCACGCCUCUGGGCAAUCAGAAAUUGACAAAACAAUACAAUGAUGCACAGGAUGAUGAGGCAGCAGUCGUAGUAGGAGCAGAACAUGUCAAGCCAUGUCAGCAGGAAGUCAUUGGUCGUGAACAAAUCAUUGUCCCCAUUGAGAUUCAUCAGAACCAAACGCAAACGCAAACACAAACGCAAAUACAAACACAAGCACAUGGACAGGAGCGACGAUUGAGCAAUGCAAGCAGCAGUGCAUCGAUUGUGGACAAGACUGUGGUGCGACAUUAUGUGGCAAAUGACAAAAGCAUCUAUGAACGACGCAAAUACGAUGAGAUUGAGUUCGAGGAAUUCGAGAUAUACGAUCCAGCCAAAGAGCAAGAACGUCUAGAGCAGGAGCAGGAACAGCAGCAGCAGCAACAGGAGCAACAUCAACAACAGACAUUCCAGGCACAGGAUGGUGUCAACUCAUUGAGCCGACGACAGACAAACGAUGGCGAACUCUACGAUAGCCUCGACGAUAGAAUGUGAAAACAUGCAAAUAAACAAGCAUCGACUCUUCUGGGUGUUGGGGUAAAACAAUAAUAAGAGCCUAAACUAAUCUAUUUCCAAAUAUCCCCCCACAUUAUACAUACGACAUGUAAGCCCCCUACUUAGCUUUACUGGUAAAGCCAAAACAAAGAACUAUCCAAAUAAUUUUAUGCAUACAUAUUAUAUAUACAUAUAUUUUGAGCUCAAUUUUGUACACAUUAUAAGUUAAACACAACUAAAUAAAUAUAACAUUUAUUUAAUGA
Messenger RNA from Drosophila nasuta, 6440 nucleotides. It is a transcript of the gene jv, whose product is annotated as javelin. Bases 241 to 6177 code for a protein of 1978 amino acids. Gene Ontology annotation, biological process: positive regulation of transcription by RNA polymerase II. Gene Ontology annotation, cellular component: mediator complex. The record is from RefSeq and is a predicted model, not a curated record. Lineage: Eukaryota; Metazoa; Arthropoda; Insecta; Diptera; Drosophilidae. The transcript is spliced from 7 exons. Gene Ontology annotation, molecular function: transcription coactivator activity; transcription factor binding.